AUGGCUUGCUACUGCGAGUACGUACUGACGGCCAGCGGGAUCCUGAAGCUGUUCCAGAUGGUCGUUGGCGCUGGCAUCGUGUUCCUGCUGAGCGAAGGCCGCCUGGACGCCAACUGCUACCUGUCCAUGCGCCUGGACGCAUUCAUCCUCUUCAUCGCGUCCAUCGUCUUCUUCUUCAACGCGCUACUCAUACUCAUCUGCGUGCUGGUCGGCGCCCUGGAGAUUCCCGGUUCGACGGUGUACCGGAUGAACUACUUCCUGGCCACCUUCAUCCACGUGCCGACCAGCAUCGCGUACCUGUGCAUCGAGACGCGCACGGGCGUCUACGUCCAGGGCUCCAUCGCCGGCGCGCUGGGCAUCCUCAACAGCCUCAUGUUCCUCGCGAACGCUGUCAUGGCCUACCAUCCGCGCGUCGUCUGA
Messenger RNA from Dermacentor andersoni, 420 nucleotides. RefSeq lists its product as uncharacterized. The record is from RefSeq and is a predicted model, not a curated record. Lineage: Eukaryota; Metazoa; Arthropoda; Arachnida; Ixodida; Ixodidae.